This is a messenger RNA of Cornus florida, 1819 nucleotides long. Its product is annotated as nuclear transport factor 2-like. NCBI's taxonomy places the organism in Eukaryota, Viridiplantae, Streptophyta, Magnoliopsida, Cornales, Cornaceae. Gene Ontology annotation, molecular function: mRNA binding. Gene Ontology annotation, cellular component: ribonucleoprotein complex; cytosol. The record is from RefSeq and is a predicted model, not a curated record. The coding region runs from base 172 to 1581 and encodes 469 amino acids. The transcript has 10 exons.
UUCCUUUCCUUUCCGUUCACACACAUGUAAAACCUCUAUAUAUUACAAAACCUAGAAAGCGCGAAAGAGGAGAGAGGGUAGAGAGAGUCACUUUCACACAUUGCUGCUUCUACGAACCUCUCCGAUUCCAACCAAACUCAGGGUUUUGGUUGCUUUUGAGAUCGAUCAGUUAUGGCGGCGACGGUGCAGCAACCAGUCUCUGCUCAAGUUGUUGGUAAUGCUUUUGUUCAACAAUACUACUAUAUACUGCACCAAUCGCCAGGGCUCGUUCAUCGAUUUUAUCAUGAUAUCAGUAAGGUUGGUCGUCCUGAGGAGAAUGGUACCAUCAGUAUCACUACAACAAUGAACGAUAUCAAUGAGAAGAUAGUGUCACUCAACUAUGACAAGUACAAGACGGCUAUCACAUCUGUGGAUGCACAAGAGUCUUUUGACGGGGGAGUUCAUGUCCUUGUAACUGGUUAUAUGGUGUUGACGGAUGAUUUGAUUCGGCAUUUUGCUCAAACUUUCUUCCUUGCACCACAAGAGAAAGGCUACUUUGUCUUGAAUGACAUGCUUCGGUAUGUGGAAGACAUCAAUCACCAUGUUGGAAGUCCAGGUUCAACUAGUGACGUGGAGGCUCCUCUCACCUCUGAGCAGGAACCUUCUACUGUUCAGGAGAACCAAAUUUCUGAGCAAACAAUUGUCUUGGCUGAGGAAGUGAAUGGGGAAGAAGUCUACAAUUCCUCCAACCAUGGAGAAGUGUCGGCUGUGGAAGAUGAAAUGCCAGUACCUGAGGUUGUUAAUGAAGUACAGGGUGAUUCACGGAUGGUCGUUGAAUCGAACUCCAAAGUUGAAGAACUGCCACAGAAAUCUUAUGCUUCCAUUGUGAUGGUUAGGAAAGAGGGUACUGCUACUUUUUCAUCUCCUGCACCUGCUCCUCAGAGAUCUGUACCAAAGAGCCAAGAGCACCAAGUGAACUCUGCAUUGCCUCCUGCCUCAGCAGUUGAGACACCAGUUUCCAGUUCAAACGCUAUUGAGAAUGAUAGUAGUCAGGAGGGGGAAGCUGAGGGUUACUCAAUCUACAUUAGGGGUCUGCCACUGAAUGCCACACAUGCCCUAGUCGAGGACGAGUUUAAAAGGUUUGGACCUAUCAAGAGCGAUGGCAUUCAAGUUAGGUGCAACAGAAACCAUGGAUUUAGUUUUGGUUUUGGUUUUGUGGAAUUUGAGGUGGCAAGUGCUGUGCAAAAAGCAAUUGAGGCUUCACCUAUUAUGAUUGGUGGACGGCGAGCAGUUGUUGAGGAAAAGAGGUCUACCAGUUCUCGAGCAAACAAUAGGGCAAGAUUACCAGCUGGAAGGGGGUCAGGAUUCAGGAAUGAUGGAGUUCAAGGGCGUGGAAACUAUGGAGGCAGCAGAGGUUAUAGCCGGGGCGAUGUCGGUGGCAGGAUUGAGUUUGGUAACAGGGGUAGCAAUCGGGGAGAAUUUUCAAACCGGGGAAGUGAUGGAUAUCAGAGGGCUGAUAAUCAUGGGAGCAAUGGUGGCCGCAUGAACCGUGCUGGUGGGAUGGCCAAGACGAUGGCACCACGGGUAUCUGCAAGUGCUUGAGUAUUCAUAGCAUAGAAGUUUCCUUUUUUGAAAUGUAGUGAUGAUUAAUUAGUCGAUGUAUUUUGGUGGAAGCUUCUUUAUCCUUUUUUGGACGGGCUGCUGGAAUUUUCUUGGGUAUUUUCCAAACUUUAUUUUGCUUAUUGGGUGGUUAUAGGUGGAUAAGUAGAUUAAUAUUUUACUGUGUAGUAUUAUUAUAUUAUGAAAAGGCUCGGGGGAUAUGUUCUAUAUUUGUGAGCUA